Colletotrichum abscissum is the source of this 768-nucleotide messenger RNA. RefSeq names its product ESCRT-II complex subunit. Bases 1 to 768 code for a protein of 255 amino acids. The transcript is spliced from 2 exons. The record is from RefSeq and is a predicted model, not a curated record. Gene Ontology annotation, cellular component: ESCRT II complex. Gene Ontology annotation, biological process: protein transport to vacuole involved in ubiquitin-dependent protein catabolic process via the multivesicular body sorting pathway. Gene Ontology annotation, molecular function: protein homodimerization activity; structural molecule activity. Lineage: Eukaryota; Fungi; Ascomycota; Sordariomycetes; Glomerellales; Glomerellaceae.
AUGGGAAACCCCUCGAUGCUCACACUGGAAGGGACGCUUCUUCGCGACAAGAAGCUCCAAAGCUCCAACAUCAAUCAUCACCACCCGCAGUCAAACCACCACCACACAAUGGCAGCAGCGACAGCCUCCCCAUUCCCCUUCCCCAGGGAAUACUCCUUCCCCCCCUUCUUCACCCGCCAAACAAACCUAACAACCCACCACGCCCAACUCGUCAAAUGGUCCGACCUAAUCCUCUCCUACUGCCGCCACCACCGCCUCUUCAAGCUCUCCCUCGGCGCCGCCAUCCCCUCCGCCUCCUCCUCCGCCCUCCCGCACGCCCUCCCGAACCACAACGAGUCCUCUCCCCUAAACGAACCGACAACCUUCUCCCCCGCGACCGCAACAUCCUCCGCCGCCGGCGCGCCAGAGGAGCUCUUCCACAACAAGACGCUCAACAAGCGCCUCAGCCUGGCCGACGCGCGCGAAGUCCUCGAGUUCAUGCGCAAGAACGGCCGCGCGGAACCUUUACCGGCCAGCACCGACGUCUUUUGGGUCUACUGGCGCACGCCCGACGAGUGGGCCGCCGCGAUCGAGGGGUGGAUCGACGAGACGGCGCAAAAGGGCGUCGUGCUGACGCUGUAUGAGCUUACAGAGGGCGAGAGUACCAGGGGCACAGACUUCCACGGCCUCGAUCCGGAUCUUCUGUCCAAAGCGCUACAAAUCCUGGUAAAGCGCGGCAAGGCCCAGAUUUUUGGACAAGAGGACUCGCAGGGUGUAAAGUUCUUUUGA